AUGACGGAACCCCGCGUCGUUGACCCCGCUGUCAUGGAGGCCACCAUGGCGGAGCUGGUGGGCCUCGUCACGGGACUGCAAGGCGAGGUGCUGCGCCUGUCACAGGCUCAGGCGCAAGCACAGGCAGCAGCUCUCGAGGCCUACCCAGCACCCCCGGUUAACCCUGAGCCGGUUAUGGCCAGGGAGAUCCCCAACGUCCAAGACGAGGAGCUGCUCGACCGCUUCGUCCGGGGGCUCAAGCCGCGCACACGCAUGGAAGUAACCAUGCGCGACCCGAGCACCUUCGACGAAGCGGUCAAGUUAGCUGACCGCAUGGACUCCCUCUUCACCCCCGGGUUCGGUUUGGACCGCCAGCCCAAAGGGCGGUUCAAUUCGACUAACCCCAUUCCUAUUCUCCCCCGCCCUGCUAACCCUGUCGCUGACCCUGUUCCUAUGGAGAUUGAUGCACUGAGGCGCAGACUGCCCCCGCUAACCGAUGCUGAGAGAGAUCGGUUACGGAAGAUUGGUGGUUGCUUCCGUUGCAGGCAAACCGGGCACAUCGAGACUAACUGUCCCCUUAACACCCAGACCCCCGUGCAGCGCCCUGGUGUCAACCACAUUGACCACCAGGUGCCUUCCACCGAGCACCCUGACCUCAUCGACCUCGACUCCGAGCCCCGCAGCUCGGAAAACUUCACGCCCCAGUAG
Molecule: messenger RNA, 687 nt
Organism: Klebsormidium nitens
Lineage: Eukaryota; Viridiplantae; Streptophyta; Klebsormidiophyceae; Klebsormidiales; Klebsormidiaceae
Source: the annotation of a GenBank genome assembly